AUGGCUGGACAGCAUCCUUUUAAUUUUAACCAAACUGGUUUAAACUUGUUACCUCUACUUGGGAGUCCAUUGGGAAAUCCCCGGCAGCUUUUGAGUCAGUUACAAGGGUUACGAGCUCCGCAGUCAAACAUGGGUUUAGGAUCAUUUGGUCAAGAAAGUUAUGGAAGACAGAGAAUGCAAAUCACUGAUGAUCGUUUCAGAAGGGAACUGCCUGACUUUGACCAUAGAGAGAGGUCCUUUAGAGAGCCAUACAUGAGAAAUCAGGGAAGGGACAAUUACCCUGGCGAGAAUCGCGAUAGAGUUCAUGGGCUGAUGGACAGGGAAGUUCCAGUAGAUUUCCUAUUCCCAGAAAUGGGCUCAGAAAGAAAUGAAGAGAAAUAUGGAAGGGAGAAUAUGGAGAGGCAAAGUUAUGGUAUGCACAACAGAGGCAGAUCAAGGUCACCUGUCCGAUCUAAGGGAGACAUAAGAGAUAGGCAAGUUAGUCCUAGUGACAGAAAGUAUGGAUCCCGAAAUGACUUAGCUGUUCCCUGGAAUGCGUUGCUUCGCCGCCAUUGUUAUCUUGUACCCCCCUUAGAUGACACCUAUGUUUUGGCAUUAAGUGGGAAACAACCAGGAUGUCGUGCAGUCUUCAUUGGUGGUCUUCCAAGCAUGGCUGACGAAGACAUUGUCAGGGAGAUUUUCAGUGUCUGUGGGCCCAUUGAACAGAUAAGCCUAAACAGUGUCCGAGCAAGUACACAAGUAAAACACUGCCAAUUGCGCUUUGUCAAACUUGACUCUGUUGAGAGGGCAGUCAAGUUCAAUGGUCAUGUACUGGUCAUUGGAGAUGGUCGCGACAGAAAAACAAAAAUUGGUCGCAUUCGUGUUGAUUAUGACAAACUGCCCGGGGGUAGUGAAGAGGUCCAAAGUGGCAUGGUAGUCAAGGAGAAAGUGCAGCUGCCUCAAGAAAAGCAGGAACAGGAUUUGAGCUUCGAGUUUACACGCAAACAGGCGUUCCAUCUUCUGGACUUGAUUCGUCAUGAUCAGGCCUUAACAGAGUCACUUGGUACUGUGACACAUUGGUUUGAAAGGGGAGAGUGUAACCGUUCUACAGUGAAUGUGUUUCAUGCACUGCUUAACACUGUCAAUAGCCUGAUCAAAAGGUUAGUGAGCAGACGGAAGGAGCAUGAACAACGUGUAGAGAAACAGAAACAACAGGCUGUGGAAAGAGGCAAUGAAAUCAAACAGCAAUGUAAGUUAAGUCUUUAAUGCUUAAUAUUUGGUACAAUUUGACAUAAUGAUAAAUGUCUCAGUAAUCACUAUUCAGGCAUAAAAUAAUGUAUGCAGGAGAUUUUCUAAUUCUAAUCAUAUUAUAUGCAAGGAUGUACCACAUCACAGCAGAUGUGCAAAUGUUCCUGUGCUUAUGUUGAAAUAUAAUCAAGGUGGGAGUGUUAAGUAAGUAAAAUUAAUAAUAAAAUAAUAAUAAUGAAGUUCUGGGGUCAGCAGUUUUAAAGAUGGCACGUGGCAGCCAUUUUGAAAGUCUCCACUGACUGCUUUUUCUUUUUGUUAAAGAGUUCCAGUCUCUGAUUUUACUUGCGAUAAAACUGUGUUGGUAUUUGGUUGCUUGGAACAGACUUGAAUGAAUUUCAUAGGAUGGAAUUGCGUAGUGCUCUUUCACCUUUUAAAUUGAGUAAAUUAUGCCACUUUCCUUCUUUUCUCGAGUUUCUCAGAAUUUUCUCGACAAUUCCAGGAGUGGUGCUAUAUUCAUUUUUAACAAAGCGUGCCACUUGUCUCUGCUUACUCUCAAUGUCCUUCAUCUGUUUUUAAAUGUGUGGGUCCCAUGGGUAACAUCCAUAUUCAGUCAGAGGUUAUGCUAAAGAAAGAUAGGCUUUCUCUUUAAUGUUUUCUGGGCAAAUCUUAUUUAGAUUUGCUAAGCAUGGAAGAAGUAAACAACAAAAGUAACAUAUUUGCUCGUGUAAUUGAAAAGAGUAUAUUAAGUGAGAUUGUUUAUCUUGUCACUUGAUAAUGAUGCGACAUGAAACUUUGAAAUUUUUUUUUACAUAUUUUUUUGCUAAUUAUUAUUCUUAUGUGUGUAAUGAAAUAAUCAUUAGUUUAUGGUUCUUAUGUUCUACCAUGAGGUGAAGCUGUAUGCAGGGUUUUUGAAGCAGCAACGAAGCAGAAAGCAUGGGAUCAUUUCACAAAGGCACAAAGGAAGAACAUCACCCAGUGGCAUGGUGCCAUAAAAAAUGUAAGUGUACUCAGUACUCAGUACAGCCUGUUAUACAGGCUGCUACAGAAAAUUUAGAUCAGAAGGCGAAAAAAUUGUCACAGUGGAAACUUGAUAUAACGAACCUUUGUAUACGGAAGUCCUUGGUAUAACAACCGAUUUUCUUCACCCGAGUAAUAGUAAAACAUGUGGAAGAGUACCUUGAUAUAAUGAAACCUUGUGAUAGCGAUAAAUUUUGCCAGUCCCUUGGCAACUUGGUAAUAUUCAGGUUCCACUGUAUUAAGUAGGCAGCAAAAGAUUAGAUCGUCAUCCGUGUUUGAGGUACAUAUAUGUGGGAGGAGGGUUGCCUCAUCUUCCGUGAGGGAGUCCAGGCACCUCUCCUGGAAUAUUGUUAAUUUUGGCAGCCCUGAAAAGUACGUUUUAGUGGAUUUUUAGUGACCAGGGAUAUAACUUUGCCAUCAGAAUAGCACCUUUGUUUCAUAUUUUCCCCAUAUUCUCUAUAUUUUAUAUCAUAUUAUGUUUUUGUAAUCAAACAUAAGCGUUAAGACGCAAAUAACGGUACAUCAGAUUCAUUAUCUCUCUUUAAAUUAAUUUCUGUGAGUAGCCAGCUCUUCUGUGAAAUGUAGAUGGGAACUGAUCUGCUUUCUCACACCGUUUCUGGAGAACUUCAUAAAAAUACUUUUUUGCAGAAAGGUGAAAUUAUUUACCCUUACAAAAUGUAAGUGCAAGAUUACGAUUUUCUGCUUACAGCCAUCUGCCAUGUUAUCAGUUGCAGCCAUCAACCUUCAUGUAUGCCUCUACUGUUAUUUAAACCACUCAGAACAGGCCACUUCUAAAAAAAAACAACAGCAACAGCAAAUCUUUAAUUUCCUUAGCUACAAAAUUUAGUAAAAAGUUAUCCAGCUUUUACGCAAUGACAAUGUUACAUCAAUAGCAUGCCCAUUUAGCACAUGCAUAGAACAGUGAAACCCCGCCUAACGGCCACCUCGGUAAUACAGUCACCUUGUUAUUCAGCCACUUUUUUGGAUGCCUGGCAAAAUGGCCAUACAUUUUCUUGUAAAAGAAAUCCUUGUUAAUACGGCCAAAUUUUUUUGUCCCCUUGUUGACCGUACUAACAGGGUUCCACUGUAGAAUACAAAUUUAAGGGUUGAACCUAAUUACAGACUGUUUAAAUACCUGCAACCAUUGUAGUUAAAGGCAUUUGUUUGUUGUAUCAAAUGUUGAUAGCAAGUGUUAACAUAUAUGUAUUGUUAGUUGCUUGAGAUAAUAUUCAUUCAGAUGAAGACUUGAAAUGGUCGUUACUCCACAAUAUAUCUUGUUGAGUUUCUUUUUUCUGAAAUUUCCUAAGUGGACAAAAGGAAACACAGACCAUACCAAAAGCUAAGUUGUAGACUUUUCAUCAAAAAGCUAAUAUUCUUAUAGCUGUCAUACAACUCUUGGCCAACCUCAUACAUCUUCAGGUCUUUCUAACUUUCCUUGUUGGGUAGGUUAAAGGUGCUAGAAAUUCUAUGAUGCAUUCUUCAAAGACUCCUCCUUCUGUAGGUUUAAAGCUGUAGUUCUAUUGAUCGCUUAUCCAAGAACAUGAACAUUACCAAUAUUUAGUUGUUGUUAAAAGAUAAGAAUCAUAAUAUCAGGGAGGUAAGGGUGGUGCAUUGCUGAGAGCACUCACCACUCACCAGUGUGGCCUGGACUCAAAUCUUACAGUCAACUCCACAUGGGUUGUGUUAUGUGCUCUUUCUUGCUCCAUGAGGCUGCUGGUUUCCCUCUCUCCUCAUUAAUCAACAUUUUCAGAUUCCAUAUCAUUUGGGAACAAGGAUAUCACAGUGCUGAGAGUGCUCACUUCCCAUUAAUGUGACCCGGGUUCAAAUCCCGAUGUUGACGCCAUAUGUGGGUUGAGUUUGUUGUUGGUUCUCUUCCUUGCUCUGAGAGGUUUUUCUUUGGGAACUAUGGUUUUACCCUUUUCUCAAAAAACAACACUUCCAAAUUCCAAUUCAACCAGGAAUCAGGUAGACGAAGAACCACUUAGUGGAUGUCCUUCCUCGAAAUCAUUAUUUAUUGAUUGAUUGAUUUAUUUAUUUACCAAUCUAGGAUAAAUUAGGCAAAGAAGUCCUUUAAGGAUGUGCUACCACUAAAUGGUUAUUGAUUCAUCAUUUUAUUAAAUACGUUGCCAGUUUUUAGUUUUUCAUUGACAAGUGUCACAAAUGUGAACAUAUUUUCCCCCGCCUCUCUUUGAUAAGUGUUAGUUACAUCUGUACGUGUAUGGGUGAUAAGUUUGACUCUCUCCUUUGGUUUGUUAUUUGAAAGUUGCCAUGGUUAACACUGGCUGGAUUGUUACUUAGAACAAAGUACAUGCUCCCUGCAUUGUGCAGCUAUUGCCUUACUGGAAUCUGAUAGUCCGUGCAGAACACAAGAAACAGCCUUUAGUACCAAAUGAUUUCCUUGAGAAACUGAUGUUUCUCAGUUGUUUAGACUUUUAAGGUCUGUUGAAGGUUUGAUUGUUAUCACCACACACCCACAUUUUGGCAGUAAUGUAGCAUGCUUCACUCAAAUGCCAUUUAUUUUUCCAGUGUGACAAGUGUUCAUGGGGUGUAUUUACUUCCCACAGAAAAAAAAAUGUUGCAUCCUUCAGUGAUUUUGUUAGCUCCAUGUCCUGCGUCCCUGACGCAUAAAAAUCCCCAAAGACACAAAAUAAUUUGUGGUAUUCAUCCCAUAGGACGCAGAGAUAGAUCAAUUAUUGAUCAAUCUAAAGAUGUUUUUCUAGAAUAUCCUGUUUGUGUGAUUUCUGUGCCUGUGCUGUUCUUGUGGCUGUUGUUAAACGACUCAUUUCUUUUAGUCUUUGUUGUGCUUUACAAUAGAAGGAGUAUAUUACUGUAAUUUGGAGUUUUGGAGUCUGUCUUCAGAUUAACUGUGUGGUUACAAAAGACCCUGGGACUCAUGGUUUUUUGAACUGGGGCUCAUUGGUUCUGGACUGGGACUCAUAAUUUUUCACAAGAUGAGUCCCGGGACUCACCAUAACUAUUAUUUUGUAACAGAAUCACUGAUUCUUUCCAGUCUAACCCCAUCCCUUCAAAACCAUUCGAGUGCAAAAAAGUAGCACAUCACUGUUUACAUGGUCAUUCUGUAGAGUAUGACCAUCCAAUAACUGCUGUGGCUACAAUGCCUCACUCUUUGAGUGAAUUGGAAGACUGUGAAGGUAAGUCAAUAGCAGUUCUCACUGUUAUCAUUGUGUGCCGUCCCCAGGAGAUCAAAUCAGCCAAAGAGGCUGAGAUCGAGAACCGUGUCGAGGUAGGUAUGGAUCUGGAUGAUGAAGUGCCAACGCUUGGCGGGCUUAUCGAGCAACCUGCACUACAGACAUCAGAAGAGGCAGAAAACCAACAGGAUCAAGAGGAAGCUCAAACAAGCCUAUCGACGACAAAAGCCAAGAAGCUGCGAGUGGAAGCUUCAGGUACUGUGUCAUUACACCACAGGCAACUAUAAUUACAAAUUUACUCCUAAAGGUGGGUGAGUUAAUUAUGCACAGUGCAAACCCUUUGAUUGGUAACGGGAUGGAAUUCGAUGUGCUGCCAUUAAGAAGCUGUUAGCAGUAUGCCUAGUCUCUCUUUGACCAAGAGGACUGUUCCUGAUAUAUAGUAUUACUUGUUUGAAGCUGGUUGUAAGAGAUUCAACUCUGUUGCUCUUUCUGUUGAACCAGGUAAGUUUUUCCAGCUUCUUCCCCUCAAGGGUUACGUGAAAGUACAAUAUGAAGCUGCUCUUGUGAGCUAAGCUUUUUGAUCAGUUGGAAGCUUAAUACUGAUGCUCACUCAAGCAAAAUUGGUCUGAUCAUGCCGGUAGUCGGAGUUAAGGACAAUUUAAACUACUGUUAUAGCUCAAUGCUGUAGUUCUUGUCACUAAGUACAGGUUCAAUGAGAACGUGACUAGAGCUGUUAUUUUUCUGUAGCUUCCGUCGGAAUCUUCACUAGACACAUGUGAUGAGCGCAGAGCAAAAUUUAUUUCAGUAGUCGAUUAAUCACGUUUUCAAAACCCUCAUCAUGUCAUUUUUUUCUUGAUAUCCUUCCGUUUUCUCUUGAUUGUAACUUGAAAAGUCAUCUUGGCCACCGCCUUAGGAAGUAAUAAGUCAGUAGAAGUAACAUAUCUUAACAGUUAAGUGUCAACUCUUCUGUGUAAUCUGUCAGUGGAUAUAUCUGUUAGCCUUUGAGCUUUAACCCUCUCUCAUUACAGAGGCUAUCAUUUUCUCAUUUUCUCUUACCGAAUCAAUAGAUGGCUCUGCCUGAUUUGGAUUUACACUCUACAUUUUGUAACCUUUAGUUAAGGGAAAACCUGCAUAAGAAGGAAACAAGUUAUAACCUUACUCACACUCUUUGUACUCCAAGAUGGGACCCUUGGUCAUGGUCCGUCUUCUUCCCUAUUCUUCUCUAGGAAACAUAUUGAAGUAGGUAAAGAAAAUUAGGAUGUUGACGUCAGGGACACCGCCCAUUAGAGGACCCCAUAAACGGUUAACAGUCGUUUCGCCAAUGUCCUGUUCGCCAGCUUCUGAAGUCGAUUCGCUUACGCGUUGAGUCAGCUCCUUAACGGCUUUCUCCUGAUCAGUGGCUGAAAGAACGAAGUAUAUACGUGCGUAUCGCACUUUUUUGUAUCAUGGCUGAGAGAACGAAGCAUAUACAUGCGCAGCGCUCGUUUCCCUUCUUAGCGGAACAACAAAUAGACGUUAGCGAACGGGACGUUGGCGAAACAACUCGUGACACGUAAGCGAAACAACCGGUCACCCUCUAAGCUACGGCUCAAGCCACAUGCAAAUGCUAAAUAUUUGUUAACUUUAUUACAAGUGCAAUCAUUGAGUCGUCGUACUUCUUCCCUCAUUAGAGACCUUUAGAUUCAAGGACUAGAACGACUACAAAAACGAGAUUUGACUUCAAGUUUUUUCGCGUAUUCUCAAAAAAUAGACUCCCCGGAAAGCUUCAUUUUACCAUUUUUCACCAGAAAAGCUAGCACUGUUACCUCUAUAGAAGGAGGUUGCACCCUCUCCUGAUCGCAAAAUGAUAAAACUUCUAACAUCUAAUAACUUGUUUACGCAACUUCGACAGUCUCGCUAAAACUCGUAGUAGAGUGAAGACGGCUACCACGUUUUCCCGCCAAAAUAACGCUGGUUCACGCGCGAGCACAACUUAGUAUUGAGAAAAUCUCGUACUUGUAGUCGUACUCGUCUUAGAAUCUAAAGGUCUUUAUUCAUUUGUAUUUAAAAUGUGGUAUCUGCUACAGAGUAUUGAGGUUUUAACAGUAUGGAUUAAAGGGUUUAUUAAUUGUUUUUAUCCUGUAGAAUCUGAUGCUGACCCAGCGGAUUCCCUGAGGUUAGAGAAUGAAAAACUGCGAACGCAAGUUGAGAGUCUAAAGGCAAUUGCUGAACAAAACACAAGUCUGAUGUGGUCCAUGCAGAGUUAUCAGUACCAGGCAGAGGAGAUAAGACAGCAGUACAACAACAUGAUAGCAGCUAAAGAUUAUGAAGUAUGGAAACCCUGCAUGAAAAUUCUUAGUCUUUGAAGGGUCUUAACCUAUUCAUUUUUUUGCUAAACAAUGCUAUGGCACCUUGCAAGGACCGCCUCCUUUAGUCUUCUUGAUUGAGAAGGAGGGUAACUGGUCAAGUCGCCAGAAAGUCAUCUCGCCUAAAACUAGAGUUUAAGUCGCCAGAAAUGCUGAGUAAUGUCGCCCGAAUUUUAUUAGGUGAAGUGCACAGAGAAAAAAAGUGAAUUUUUGUGAAAUAAAGAGUGUGUGUAACAUAUCUCGUUCUUUAAGCCAUCAUUGGACGAAAUAAGCGGAAUGAAUGUGUAACAUACCUCGUUCUUUAAGUGAUGAUGAGACGAAACAGGCGAUUUUUUAAGCUUAUGUGUAAUAUUUCUCGUUCUUUAAUCCUUGAUGAACAUCGAAACAAGCGCAAUAAAUGAGUAAUAUAUCUCGUUCUUUUAUCUUGAUGAGACGAAACAAGCGCGAUAAAUGUGUAACAGGAAUGCUAGGAUGUUAUUAAGCGCAAUAAAAUUUCGAGCCACAUAACUAAGUAUUUCAGGCGACUUAACUAAAAAUUUCGGGCGACAUAACUCUGAUUUCGGGCGACACAACUUCGGGCGAGAUGAUUUUCGGGCGACUUGACCAGAAGGACAAAAGCACUCUCUGCCUGAAUCGCAUCAAGCGUUUGAAGUCACAGCAACCCGGAUUUCUGAACUAGUCAAUCUUGUUUUCUCUCGUCAAACUGGUUUUUUAAUGCAAGCAUCCAUUUAUUAAUAAAAUUGCUGGUCAUAACUGAGCCCGCCGUACCAAGCGCAUGGCUCUUAGGCCUGGAUUGGAAACUUUAUCCAAGCAACAUUGAGCUCUCGAUUCGUGCAGUCUUUCUGGAGUACACCAAUACUGAUCGAGCAAGCGACAGAAAGGCUCUGCUAGCAGGUUGAAACUAUCUUUUAAGGCUAGUAGAAUCCAUUUCCCGCCAUCCUCUGAACUGAGCGCGAACUACUGUAACUAGUCAAACCAUAAUAGAAAACACCUAAGCACGGCAAAUUUUUAUAACAUAAUUGAUUUUAGCUGAUUUUAGGGAGAUGAAACUCUAAAUACAUAAAAAAAAUACGAGGUAUUUUUUUUUAGAUGAAAGCUGUAUUAAGCAUAUGGGUAGUUACACGGUAUCCACAGUAUAAGUAAUUAUGAACUCUACCUUUUUUUCCCUUCCUGUUAGAUAUUUAGUCUGACGAAAGCUCUGCAAGAUGCGAAUAUCCUCACUGAUCCAAAGGUAGUGUAAACACGUUAAUAACCUGUCCUUUUGUUUGAACCCUUUAGGCUCUGAGGAUGAUAAGCAUUAAAUUUAUCCUGGUUUGUAAUCCAGAAAAGACAUCGCAAUAUAAGACGUAACCAUACAAUAUGGAUUCUCUUGACGUGUUUUCAGCAACUUGUGUUUACUACUUUUUCGUUUUCCUUGUCUUCUCUCUUAGAGGUCGUAGGAAUAAAGUCAUAAUUACCUGAAUUUAUGUCGCCCGUAACCAGAAUUAUGUUCAAAAUUCAAGUGUAACUUUUUUUUAACCAAGAGUGUAGGCAAUGGAAAAUCGUCUUCAUUGCGCUUUUUUCAGUAGAAAUUUUCUGUCGUUGUUGUUGUCGCUGUUUAUUUUUUUUAGCAACGCUUUUUUAACUGCGGCAGGUUUAGUUCAGUUUAUGGUAGAGCGCUGGUCCAUUGAGCGGGAGUUCGUAGGUUCGACUCCCGGGGUUGGAGCAAACCUCAGCACAAUGUUCCAAAAGGCAAGUCGGUUCCCCACCUCCUUUCCAGCUCAUCUUGUUUUUAGGCUCGUUCUCAAGACAAACGAAUUAAGACGGAAUCCAUCAGGAAAUUGAUUAAUUUUAAUUUUCAAUGGACAAAAACCUUGUACCAGAAUGAUUUAAACAAUAUCGCAUUCUUUUUUACAUUUUUCAAGGGCUAUAGAUAUAAUUAGUUAUCUGUAAUAACACCAAAGACUAUUUUUCAUGGGAGCCCGAGAAAAUAAAUGUCAAAUUUCACAAGAAUUGUGAAAACACAGCUAAAAUACUGAAAAUUUCAUGUGUCAUUUUGUGAAAGCUGACUUUUUUUUCUCGGGCUCUUUGUAAGAAAUUUUCUUUGGUCUUUAUUACAGAUAACUAAUUACAACUAUGGCCCUUGAAAAAUGUAAAAAAGAAUGCGAUAUUGUUUUAAUUAUUCUGGUACAAGGUUUUUGUCCACUGAAAAUUAAAAUUACUCAGUUUGCUGAUGAAUUCCAUCUUAAAACUUCAUAAGAAUGCAAGACUUUCGUUCCGAUUUUCAGAGAUCGAUGGCUGAGUUCGAAAUUCUAGUGGACUUGGGCAAGGAUAGCCAUAAUGUCACAGACAUGGACCUCGACACAGAAGAACUCACAGAAUUUAACGAAAACGGGAACGAGAACAGCAAGCUUGGGAUGCAGGAUGAAAUUGGUGUAAUGGAAGAGUUUACGGCAGAGAAAAACGCAGAAAAUGGAACUGGUGUGGAUCUCGCAGAUGUUACUGAAGGUUUGCAGAGUGACAGUUUGGGUACAGAGCUGGUGGAAGUUGGCAACGGUGAAGAACUUUGUCUUGAAAGUCAUCCUGUGCAGGAGGUACCAGUGAAAGAGGGUGAUAUUGGGUACCCUGUUGAAAGUGAAAAAGUAGACACUGAAACCGAAGAAAAGGGGAUGAAAGAGAAAGUGAAAGAUGAGAAGCUUGAUGAAGGUAAGAUAGCCGAAGACAAAAAGAGCGAUCAAGCUGAGGAAAACAUAAACACCGAGGAGAAGGCAGAGGUAUUUGUCGAAGAUGAAAAGAGCCACAAGGAAGAUGUGGAAAAACAAACCAGUCAGGAAGAGAAAGAAACUGAAAAAAUGAAAGAAGUGGAAGAUGCCAACGUAGAAGGAGAAGGGAGUGGCCGCUUUGUGGAGAUCGAUGACGAGCAGUUUGAAGUGAUUGAUGACAUGGAUGAGGAAGACAGCGAUGAUGAUUACAAAGAAAUUACUGCUUCGGGCAGUUCUCUGCAGGUCUUUGAUAACAGCGCCCAGAAAGUUCAAGACAAUGAAAAGGCUGAGUAUAUGAACAGCGACUGUGCAAACGAACAGCUUGCGAGUGAUUCAACUAAUUAUGCUGAGCUUGACUCUAGUACCCAGGAAAAAACGCAACAAAGCCAAGAUGAUUACAAAGAAGUCAACGCGCAGCAGCAGGUCGCCACCGACUCAUCAAAUUACCAACUAAAUUACGAUUCCCAGUAUCAAGCCUGGCUCUCAGCAGCUGUGAACAGCCGUGCAUCUAUGAAUUACGGACCCAACCAGGUGCGCAUCUCCGGGGAGGAGCUCGUAUUUGUUGGUAUUAUAUGUUCCUACCUCCAGCUUUGCCCCGCAGGAGCUACAAGUGGCGAGAUACGAGAUUACCUGUCGAGGCAGUUCAAGGAGCGAAGAAGGGAUGUGGUAGAUAGAUUGCUUUGCAGCUUGCCUGUUUUGUUCAAGACAGAGGAUGCUAGUGGAAAUGCCAAGUGGAAGUUCUGUGGAUUAGAGAAGUUGGCUGAGGCAAAAGGCGAGAGCUGA
This is a messenger RNA of Porites evermanni, 11262 nucleotides long. The record is from the annotation of a GenBank genome assembly. Lineage: Eukaryota; Metazoa; Cnidaria; Anthozoa; Scleractinia; Poritidae.